AUGUCCGACACCUGUAUUGUGUGCUUAGGAGACCUUGGCGAAAGCGCCAGCGAUCCUCUUGCCGUCGCCGCCGAGGCCGCGCCAAGACUUGACCUCGACCCCGAGAACAAGUCGGCGGACAUCGCCAUCAAGGUUGAUGGCGUGGAUGGCAAUGAGGAUCCUGGUCAAAUCGCCCAGUUGCUACCUUGUGGGCACAUUUUGCAUAACAACUGCCUCAAGCCUUGGGUGGAACGAGCCAACAGCUGUCCCAUCUGCCGGCGGAGCUUCAAUGUAGUCGAACUAAGUGAUCGCCUCGGCGGUCCCGUGAUCUCAUCAUAUGUCGUAGAAGAUCGGACCCAAACUGCCGAGGUUGACCCUUCGAUGUUUAUCGAGUAUAUCGAUGAAGAUGUCAUCGAUUUUCGUCCUUGUCCCGUUUGCGGGGAUGCGGACAAUGAAGACCUUCUUCUUCUCUGUGAUGGCUGUGAUGCACCCUCUCAUACCUACUGUGUUGGCCUCGAUGACGUGCCAAGUGGGCCCUGGUACUGUGCACGAUGUGAGGACCAACGUCGUCUCGGACGCUCCCCGGAGGCUGCUCGACCGCAGGAUCGACGGAACCGUCGCACCAGAGCACAGCAGCGCGUGCAACACAACAGAAGACAGACGGGCUCCGCCAACUGGGCCCGAGUCUGGCAGCAUGUCUGGAAUAACUUGAACAUUGAUUUGGAUUUUCCUUUCGAUGAUGACAUGUCGUUAGAGCGUGCUCGUCAGCAGCAACGACGGAAUGAGGCCAAUCAGCGUGAGUUUCGCGCGUGGCAGCGUCGUCUUGUAGUUGCUGAACGACAGGGUGGCAGCAACCAUUUUCGGGACACUGCGGCCUUGCUCGAUAUCGAAGCCCCUCGGCCAUCGCGGCCCCGCGCACCGCGCGAGCCUACGCCUGAGCCCGAGUCUCUGGAGGAAAUGAGGGCGUGGAAUGCAUUUGAGCGUGCUCGAGAGAUCGAGAACGAUCCCAGUGCAGCUAGAAAACGCAAGGAACCUACGAUGUCCCCCUCCCCGGUGCCCUCUGAGCCGGCUCGCAAGCUCAAACGUCCCCGGACUCGAAGAGCCGAGGAUUUGGCCGCUCUUGCUCAUCAGAAUGGAGAGUCGUCCCGAGCUGCAAGUGCACAGGCCACUGCUCGGAUUAAUGCUGAGCCCUCAGGUGAGCCGAGCUUUCUCCAGUCACUUUUGAAAGAGGUGGAGUCAUCUUCGAAAUCCAAUGGCCUCGGUUCACAUGGUGCUUCGGCCCACUCUUCCAUCGCCCCAACCGAUCACUUCACACCCGGUCCAGCCUCCCCUUCCAUCUCGCCUGCCCCCUCGAAUCAAUCUUCUCCACGCAUGUCAUCCGCUACGCCACCGCCACAUGGUCGAAGCAGACCGAUAUCUCCUUUACAAAUAGGCUCGCCUGCAGAGCCAUCAUCUCCACCAUUUUCACCGGACGUGUCUCCGAUCGCUUCAGAAAAAGAUCGGCAGGAGGACCAGUUCCCCCGUCACACCCCUCCUCCUCGCUGGAACCGUCGAAUUCCUCGGGCUGCAGCGCGCCCGGCAGCCCUACGCUCGCUCCACACCUCACCCUCUCGGGCCGGUCCAUCAUCCUCGGUCAAAUCGGCUAUUCAGAAGCUCGUGGGCUCCGAAUUGAAACCUUUUUAUCGCUCGAAGCUCGUAUCGAAGGAUGAAUAUACAGAUAUCAACCGGACAAUCUCUCGGAUGCUCUACGAACGGGUGGGAGAUGUCGAAGUACUUGAGGCUGAUGCCAGAGUUUCCCUGGAAGGAGCGGCCAAAGACGAAGUGGGGAAGGCUGUUGAUGCGCUGAGGCAGCGCAAAGACGCCGCCCACGGUCAUGUGCUUGAAGAUAGUUCUUGA
Messenger RNA from Aspergillus saccharolyticus JOP 1030-1, 1875 nucleotides. RefSeq names its product putative PHD and RING finger domain protein. The coding region runs from base 1 to 1875 and encodes 624 amino acids. The record is from RefSeq and is a predicted model, not a curated record. The transcript is spliced from 2 exons. NCBI's taxonomy places the organism in Eukaryota, Fungi, Ascomycota, Eurotiomycetes, Eurotiales, Aspergillaceae.